CAGUGAGGGUUAACCAUCAAAUUUGCAGUGAGGCAGAUGAGAAGAGGCCACAGCCAGAACUGAACGACUAGAUUAAAGCCAUCAUUUAGAAUCAGGAGUGAGCUUGACCAAGACAACAUUACAGAAGGAGCCACAGCUUUCCCUGAGACUCUGGAAGAAGAGCACUUGUCGUCGGCCUUUGACUCGCUCUGACAAGCAGCCAUGGGUUCCUGGUUGGGGAACACCGUCACUAACUUCUUCACCUACGAGACCACCAAGUCUGUGGUGGUCAAAAGCUGGUCUGUGGGAAUCAUCAACCGGAUCGUACAGCUGCUCAUCAUCACAUAUUUUGUCGGCUGGGUCUUCAUUCACGAGAAGGCUUAUCAGUCCAUUGACACCGGCAUCGAGUCCUCCGUGAUGACCAAGGUGAAAGGUUUUGGUUACCAUCAAGACCGUAUAAUGGAUGUGGCCGACUACGUCUAUCCCCCACAGGGCGCAGGGGUGUUCUGCAUCAUGACCAAACUCAUCAUCACUGAAAAGCAGUUCCAGGGAAAAUGUGAGGAGACUGGCAAUUUUAAAUGUAAUUCGAGUAAAGACUGCGACAAGUAUUUUGGGUCCAUCCUUUCCAAUGGAGUGAUAACAGGUAUUUGCCUCAAAUCUGACAACAAGACGGAGGGUCGGUGCGAGAUUGAAGCAUGGUGUCCAGCCGAGAACGACAGAGUCACCAUAGACCGGAUCCUUGAUGUGAGGAACUUCACCAUUUUCAUCAAAAACAGUAUUCGCUUUCCCCUCUUCAAUGUCACCAGAGGGAACUUUCCCAGCACAAUGACGUCCUCGGAGAUUAGGCGCUGCAAGUACCAUCCAGAGACAAACCCCUACUGUCCCAUCUUUCGGGUCGGGGACGUGCUGAAUUACACAGACCAGACUCCGGAGAGCCUGACACAAAAUGGUGGGGAAAUAGGAAUAAACAUUCAAUGGCAGUGUAACCUGGACCUGGACAUCGAAUUGUGUGUGCCUAAGUACUCAUUCACACGCCUGGACGCACCAUUUGCCAAGAACCGCAUCUCCAAAGGAUACAACUUCAGAUUUGCCAAAUAUUUCAUGACAGAGAAUGGGACUGAGUUUCGGACACUUCACAAAGCCUACGCAAUCCGCUUCGAUGUCAUGGUCACGGGCACGGCAGGAAAGUUUGACACAGUCCCAACACUGAUCAACUUGGUUGCUGCCUUCACCUCUAUUGGACUGGGUACGGUACUCUGUGAUAUUAUCUUGCUGAACUGCCUGAAAGGGGCGAAGCAGUACAAAGCCAAGAAAUUUGAAGAGGUGUCAGACGCUCAGAUCGAAGCAUCCAUGGCUCAGAGCCCCGGCAGCCAGCUGUCACUCAAACCAGGCCUCAAGAGCUCCUACGACUCCGGAGCCGUUUCCCUCGCGGCCUCCGACCAACCCAUGUGAGUGACGACAAUGACGAAAGCCAUCUGAAGAAAUAGACAUUCCUCUUUUUCCUCUGUUUCUCUUUAACAAACAGAAUCAUGAAUCGAGACAGAAUCGUUAUGCUUUUUAUUCUGGAUGUCGGGAUCCUGCCAAGAUUUAGUUUAUGGAACUGGGAAAGGAGAACAGCUUUGCGUGGAGCUUCACAAUUUCACAACAUCGAAGCGGCGUCAGAAGAAAAAGGAACAAUGGACUUGUCGCCUAUAAGAGUAACAGGCACCAAACCAAUUAGCAAAACAAAAGAAUUCAAAUCAGAUGGAAACCUAUGGUAAUACAAAUAACAUUUUAUUAUAAGCAGUUUAAUUAUUCAGUAAAUAUCCAUUAAUAAAUUGUAACAACAUGAUUAAGCGAACUUGUAUUAAAGCUGAAUUUACCUGCCUCUGUUUUCAGUUAGCUGUAUUCGAUAUGAAAAACAAUGCGGAAAAUAAAACACGUAGGACAAUAAUGUGGGGUUAUUUCUUUUUGUAGUCAUGUUCACACAAACAACGACUCCCUUUCCUUUGUUUUCUUCCUGCACAAAUAAAAACACUGAAGGCUGUAAUGGUGUAAAGAAUGUAUGUGUGUGUGUGUGUGUGUGUGUGUGUGUGUGUGUGUGUGUGUGUGUGUGUGUGUGUGUGUGUGUGUGUGUGUGUGUGUGUGUGUGUGUGUGUGUGUGUGUGUGUGUGUGUGUGUGUGUGUGUGUGUGUGUGUGUGUGUUGUGGCAGUGGAACGAAUGGGUCUGUGUGUUUUGUUGCGGUGGUAUGAGUAUGUGUGGUGCUUGAGGUUUACAAAUGGACCGUUAUUAGUCCACUUUAGGGUGAUGACGUACAAUAGGAGAUCUUACUACACGAACUAAUGGACUAAUGUGAUCCUGCUUUUUUGUGUGAACAAUCCAAAA
Molecule: messenger RNA, 2344 nt
Organism: Pleuronectes platessa (European plaice)
Lineage: Eukaryota; Metazoa; Chordata; Actinopteri; Pleuronectiformes; Pleuronectidae
Gene: p2rx3a
Product: purinergic receptor P2X, ligand-gated ion channel, 3a
Exons: 12
Coding region: 202-1431 (409 amino acids)
Biological process (GO): monoatomic cation transmembrane transport; response to ATP
Cellular component (GO): nuclear inner membrane; plasma membrane
Molecular function (GO): extracellularly ATP-gated monoatomic cation channel activity; purinergic nucleotide receptor activity; ATP binding
Source: RefSeq, a predicted model, not a curated record